AGUCUGACCACUCCAGUUGACCAUCUGUCCGUAUCUCUCUCACCCCACAACCAACCAGAAACACAUCGCCCACCAAAACAAUAUACCGAAAUGGACUAUUACGAUGACGAGGACCCGAUGUACGAAGCUGAAGAUGUAGUCGACCCUCCAGCACAACCGACGAAUCGCAACAAUAACGCACGCCGGAUGGGCGAUGGCUUUGGGGGCAUGCUCAACUCAUUUAACGGGAUCGAGCGAGGAUUCGGGAUCCACACCGAUUGGCCUCAUCUCGGAAACCAGAUGAUGGGAUACGGUGGUCAUCCUUCAAUGAGGCCUCCAGCUAGAGCAUUCUCCAAAACGUACAAAGCUUACUCGACCGCCAUCUUGGAGAUCAAACAGGGUCGAGGUGAACGAACUGGUGGAAGAAGUAAUGUGAUGCACGGUGGAAAAAUAAUCAUGCCACAGGAUGCUCUCGUUCAAUUGACGGAAAUGGAUAUGGAAUCACCCUUCAUGUUUGAAAUUCGAAAUUCUUCACCGACCAAGAGGGAUCUGUUUACUCACUGUGGAGUCUUGGAAUUCAUAGCCGAUCCAGGAACCGUGCACUUACCUCAAUGGAUGAUGACUCGUCUAGAGCUGAAUGAAGGUGAUUCGAUCAAGCUCACUGGGGCCCGCUUGCCCAAAGGAAAGUUUGCCAAAGUACAAGCCCAAAGUACCCUGUUCUUAGAACUCGGUGAUCACAAAGCUGUACUCGAGACUGCUUUGCGGAACUUCUCAUGUCUGACCAAAGGGGAUAUCAUCGAAAUCUACCACAACAUGAUGACCUUUGAAAUUCUGAUUAUGGAGCUCAAGCCUGAUGACGCACCAGGCGUGAGCAUUUUUGAAACCGAUCUUGAGGUUGAUUUUGCAGCACCACUGGGGUACGUCGAACCGACACCGGUGCCCAGGGCACCACCGGCGACCAUGGCUUCAAAACUGAACAUCGACACCUCGGGCACGCAAUCAGUCGAUGCUCGUGGAAGCGCGGCCAAGGCGCCAGGAGCUCCACAUCCCGGUGGCGGCUCAGCCUCAUGGGAGGCUUUCAAAGGUGGAGGUCGAACGAUGGGUGGCAAGGUCGUUAAGGGAAAAGGCGUCCAGAAGAAGAAGAUUGAACAGGUCGAUUCGAGCAGUAAGAUCUUCAGGACUGAUGUGCAACGGAUUGUCACUGCGGACACUCAGAUUGGCGAUAGACAAGUGCCGGCUAGAUUGGAUUUACCAUUUGGGACGCUGUUCUUUGGAUUCAAUGUCAAGCCGUACGAACCAGCCAAAGCCGACGGUGAAGGGCCGGGAGCGCCAGCGGCUCCGUUUGCCAAGGUCUCGAGUAGCGGCAACACCUUAUCUGGCCGGUCUCGAUCGAUUGCUGAGGCUCCGGAACCAGCCUCCUCCUCAUCAUCAUCCUCUCAAGCCGCCCCUCCCGCUUUCUCUGGAGAAGGUCAUUCGCUCAGCCAAGGUAAACCUAAAAACGAAGUGAUUGUAAUCGAUGAUUGAUCACUUGAAUCUUAGUCCUUGUUGCGAUUUGUUGUAAAUGUAUCAAAUGCAAUAAUGCCAUAUUUCAGAACUAUGUAUCUCUCAGUUAGUGCUACUUGCUUGCACAUCAAUUAAGCCCAGAAGUAGAAGUAUGGUUGCUUCGACAUGGGCUGUGGGCCAUUCAUUAUGGUCGCUUUGUGAGUACAUAAGAAACCAGUCUGAUCAUUUUACAUGAAUUCACAAUAUCAC
This is a messenger RNA of Puccinia graminis f. sp. tritici CRL 75-36-700-3, 1731 nucleotides long. RefSeq lists its product as uncharacterized. Gene Ontology annotation, molecular function: polyubiquitin modification-dependent protein binding. The transcript is spliced from 6 exons. Gene Ontology annotation, cellular component: VCP-NPL4-UFD1 AAA ATPase complex. Bases 91 to 1503 code for a protein of 470 amino acids. The record is from RefSeq and is a predicted model, not a curated record. Lineage: Eukaryota; Fungi; Basidiomycota; Pucciniomycetes; Pucciniales; Pucciniaceae.